This is a messenger RNA of Esox lucius (northern pike), 1797 nucleotides long. It is a transcript of the gene tmem88b, whose product is annotated as transmembrane protein 88 b. The record is from RefSeq and is a predicted model, not a curated record. Gene Ontology annotation, cellular component: plasma membrane. Gene Ontology annotation, molecular function: PDZ domain binding. The coding region runs from base 519 to 1184 and encodes 221 amino acids. The transcript has 3 exons. Lineage: Eukaryota; Metazoa; Chordata; Actinopteri; Esociformes; Esocidae.
AGAGAAAGACAUCCCCCUAACUCCUCAAGUAGGGCUCGUGUAUCAAACGGAGUGAGAGAGAGGAGGGACGCAGAGAGGUCUGGGAUAUUUCUAAAGAGCGGAGGCCUAAACGGCUGUCAGAGACGACAGCGUUCCUUUCAGAUACGGAGGACUGACUCCAGUCACGACUGGGCGGAGGGAGCCGACACUCCAAGUGACCCCGACGGACGAGCGAGGCUGCAGAGAACACGGCAGGAGAUUACCACCAGAUCUACAUAACACCAUCACUACACUCAACUAACACCGGGGACAGAUCUCAGCCAAUACAGGCCAGCUUACAAGUGAGGACCCAGACAGGCAGGUCUGAGGGGAAGGACAAGAGAAAACCUGCAAAAAGCCUAUGAAAGUUGGCCAUCAGCUUGGAUAAGCGGUUAGCUGAAGGAGACUACCACUGCCACAGCGAGAAGGGAAGAGAACCCGGGGAAGAGAACCGGCUGGGAACAGAAAGAGGCUCUGCCAGGCCCCGCGUCAAUAUCAUCAUGAGUAUGAUCGGCACCCUGGAGAAGGGGGCGCACCACCAGGCCCUGGACCUGUCUGAGGAGCUGUCUCCCCACCACCACCACCAUCACCACCACCUCCAGCAUUCCAACUCCAUGGCCUCCACUGCCCCUGCGGGAUCUCCCUCCGGCGUGGUGGUGCCGCCCCCGUACUCCGCAGCCGAGAGCGGGGGAACCGUCAGCGACGCCCCCCUGGAGCUCCGGGGCUCUCUGGACUGCUGGGCGUGCUCGGUGCUGGUGACGGCCCAGAACCUGGUGAUUGCUGGGAUCAACGCCUGCCUAGCCGGACUGGUGUUCGGACUCAUCCUGACGCCCGCCAUCGUCAUGGUGGUCUUCGGGUUCCUCUGUCACUCUACGGUGCGUCCUCACGGGACCUCCCGCUACUGUUCGGACCUGCUGAGCGACGGAGGCUGCGUGGCCCUCCUGGUGGUGGGUUUCCUCCUGGUCACGCCCCUCCUGGUCCUGGCUCUGGCCGCUUACUGUCGUCUGGCCCGCCACCUCCAGCUGGGCCUCUGCUUCAUACCGUACUCCAGGGCCGUCUACAAGAACCUGCCCGCCACACAGCACCGGGGCCUGGCCGGAGGCUGCUGCGGAGGGGCCAGCGGGGCUGGAGGGGAGGGAGCCAGGAAGGGAAAGGUCUGGGUGUAAGGCGAGGGAGGGAACAGAGCCUAAAGGAGGGAGGACAGAAUGUAAGAAGGGUAGAAUGGCGUUAGAAAAGGGAGGAGGACAAACGUCACAGGUCACAUCUGUGGAGCCUACAGUACCACAGGUUAAUGAACAGUGUAACCCACUCCUUUGGGAGGAAAACAUACGUCCUGCCUGACUUCAAACCCCCGUCACACCAGGCCAAUUUAAGGUAAAAGUCGACUUUCAACUUUUGUAACAGAUUGAUAGUAAUACUAAAAUGAACAGCAGUGUCUUAGAGGCACUGGGCAGGACGGAGUACAAGUCAACAGCAUACAUCUCAACCACACUGAAAGCUAUGUUUCGUUUCCUCAGUGAAACACUGGACAUUGUGUUAAACGGUUAAACGUGAAGACUGUCACUGUUUUGUGUUCAUUAAGUUAACAUUGGAUUCAACACAAUAUAUUUAAGCAUUUAUCCACUGUACAGGACCUAUAUCUUUGUUUACUAUUGUUUUGUCCAGUUAAUUAACUACAAUGAGUUAAAGAAUAAACAUACUAACUACUGUUGCCACGAAUACUACUGUUUCUUAUACGCAUUCUAGUAUUUUUUUCAAAUAUAACCUACUUGAAAUCAA